GGAUAAACUCGGCAUUUGAGGGACGCUGCAUGACUGUAUGAAGGAUGUAUGUUCUGGGAACCAAAAAUUGUUAGCUGGGUCGCAGUCUGCUGGAAAUCCAGGCUGUUGUUUUUCUGAUGCGAAAUCGAAAGUAAUUUUGAAGCAGACAUUUACAGACAGGAAGAUGAAGCCUAACGUCCUGCUGAACGAUUGAUUGUUUUCUCAAACCAGUGCUGAUCAGAGGAGCGAGGAAAGGACUCUCUCUCUAAGAUGAGUCUCUCAGAGAAACACAGUGUAAGAUCAGGAUCACAUGUGUCCAGCUCUGUGUCUCUGAAGAGUGACCGGUCAAAAGAUAAUGGACCAGUCUUCAGUGGAGAAAAACCAUCAUCUAAUAAAAGGCUUCAAUAUGAGACAUUAGACUCAGACAUUCAGACUCGCAGGAAAUACAAUAAUUUUAAAGACAAUCUCCUGUGGAUCUUCCAGGAUCUUGAGUGCAAAAUAAUCACAUUUCUGAAGGAAGAGCUGGAAAAGUUUAAGAAAAUAUUACAAAAUGAGGACACAGAAAACUUUGUGAAGGACUUUAAUGAGAAAAGAUGCAGUAUCAAAGCAGCAGCUCUUGAUCUCACACUACAUUACCUGAGAGAGAUGAAGCAAGAUGAAGCUGCUGAUGCUCUAGAAGAUGAGCUAUUCUUCAUUCAUCAGCUAAAAUGUGGCCUAAAGAAGAAGUAUCAACAUGUGUUUGAAGGAAUGGCAAAGCAUGGUGACUCCAUACUCCUGAAUAACAUCUACACAGAUCUCUUUAUCACUCAGGGUGGCAGUGAACAGGUCAAUACUGAACAUGAGGUCAGACAGAUUGAAGUUGCUUCCAGGCGUCAUGAAUCUCAAGAGAUUCAGGUUAAAUGCACAAAUAUGUUUGAAGCUUCUGAACAAGAUGAGGAGAUCCGAACUGUACUGACAAAAGGAGUCGCUGGCAUCGGAAAAUCAGUCUCUGUGCAAAAGUUUGUUCUGGACUGGGCUGAAGGAAAAGAAAAUCAAGAUAUCAGUUUCAUAUUUCCUCUUCCAUUCAGAGAGAUGAACUUAAAGGAGAAAGAAAAGCUAAGUUUGAUGGACCUUAUAACUCAUUUUUUCCCAGAGACAAAAGGACUGAACCUUACAAGAAGGAAUCGAUUCAAAGUCCUGUUCAUCCUUGAUGGAUUGGACGAAUGUCGCCUUCCUCUGAAGUUUGAUUGUAAUGAGACGUGGUGUAAUGUAUCGUCACCAGCCUCUCUGGAUGUUCUCCUAACGAACCUCAUGAAGGGAAAUCUGCUUCCUUCUGCUCUCAUCUGGAUCACCACCAGACCAGCAGCUGCCAGUAAGAUUCCUCCUGACUGUAUCGACCGGCUGACAGAGAUACGAGGAUUCAGUGAUGCACAAAAGGAAGAGUACUUCAGAAAAAGAUUCACAGAUCAGAAUCAGGCCAACACAAUCAUUGAUCAUGUUAAAAAAUCAAAGAGUCUCUUUAUCAUGUGCCACAUCCCAAUCUUCUGCUGGAUUUCAGCCACUGUUCUCCAGAACAUUCUGGAGGAGAAAAGAAAUAAUGAUGUGAAAAACAAUCAGGCUGAUGAGAUCUCUAAAACACUACAGGAAUCAAAUACUGAAGACACUCCCAAGACUCUGACACAAAUGUACACACACUUUCUCCGAUUUCAGAUCCAGCAGAGCCGCCGAAAAUAUGAUGGAGAAUAUGCAGCAGAUGUUUCCUGGGAUAAAGACACCAUCCUUUCACUGGGGAAACUGGCAUUUCAUCAACUGGAAAGAAACAAUGUGAUCUUUUAUGACACAGACCUGGAAGCCUGUGGGAUUGACGUCUAUAAGGCAUCAGUGUACUCAGGCAUGUGUACCCAGAUCUUUGAGGAAACAGAGAUCAUUCUUGGUACCAUGUACUGCUUUGUUCACUUGAGCAUUCAAGAGUUUAUUGCAGCCCUUUAUGCAAAUCUGUUUCUAGACAUCAACAAGAAAAGUGUGUUUGUUCAUGAGUCUACAGAACAGGAAAACAAAAAUGAAACCAUGAUUGAUUUUCUCAAGACUGCAGUGGACGAGGCGCUCAAGAGUGACAAUGGACACCUGGACCUUUUCCUUCGCUUCCUCCUCGGACUGUCACUCCAGUCCAAUCGACGACUCUUACGGGGUCUGUUGACACAGCAAGACAACAGUGACCAGAGCAACAAGGACAUAGUUCAGUACAUCAAGCAGAAAUUAGAAGGUAAUCUGUCUGCAGAGAGAUCCAUCAAUCUGUUCUACUGUCUGAAUGAACUGAACGACCAAACUCUGGUGAAGGAGAUUCAGACCCACCUUAGCAAAGGAAGUCUCUCAUCUGGUGACCUUUCACCUGCCCAGUGGUCUGCUUUGGUCUUUGUGUUGUUGACAUCAGAUGAAGAGCUGGAGGAGUUUGAGCUUCAGAAAUUCAAGAAAUCAGACGAGUGUGUCAUUAGAUUAUCGGCAGUCAUCAGAACCUCCAGAAGAGCUCUGUUAAAUGAUUGUUACUUAACAGACAAAAUGAACAAUAAUAAUCUGCAGGAUUCAGGAGUGAAGCUGCUCUGUACUGGACUGAAGAAUUUAAAUUGUAAAUUGGAGAUACUACGACUCUCUAACUGCAGUGUAACAGAAGAAGGUUAUAAAGUUCUGGCCUCAGCUCUGAAAUCAAACCCGUCACACCUGAGAGAGCUGGACCUGAGUGGGAAUGAACUAGAAAACACAGGAGUGAAGCACUUAUGUGACGUACUGAAGGAUUCACACUGUAAACUGGAGAGAUUGAGACUCUCUAACUGCAGUGUAACAGAAGAAGGUUAUAAAGCUCUGGCUUCAGCUCUGAGAUCAAACCCUUCACACCUGAUAGAGCUGGAUCUCACAGGAAAUGAUCCUGGACAAUCAGGAGUGAAGGAGCUCAAUGAUUUACUACAGGAUCCAAACUGUCAGCUGAAGACACUGAGGUUUUUGAGUGCUGCUGCAGAUGAAGCCUGUCAGUAUGUGGAGAGAGUUGUGGGUAAAAACCCGUUACUCCUGAGAGAGCUGAAUCUGAUUGGACAUGAACUAGGAGACACACGAGUAAAUCAGAUCGCUGCUCUACUGCAGGAUAAACACUGUCGACUCAACACACUGAUUCUGAGUGACAGCAGUAUUACAGAGAAACAGUGUGUAAUCCUGACUUCAGCUCUGAAAUCAAACCCGUCACACCUGAGAGAGCUGAACCUGAGCGGGAAUAAAGUAGAAAACGCUGGAGUGAAGCACUUAUGUGACGUACUGAAGGAUUCACACUGUAAACUGGAGAGAUUGAGUCUACAGUACUGUGGCAUUACAGAUGUUUCUUCUUUAACUCAGUCUUUGACAAACUCAAAAGCACUGCAGUUUUUAAAACAUCUUGAUCUGAGUUUCAAUAAGAUAGGAGACUCAAAGCAGUGGCUCAGUGACGUGUUACGAGACUCAAACUGUAAACUGAGUAUAUAUGAUCAAUCACCAAACGUCUCUGAACAAGUUAAAUCUCCAAACACGUCUGAUGGAUGCUCUAUAUCAUAGUGUGAAAUCAUCAUGAGAGGAGCAGAAAUCAUCAGGUGAACAGGAGGAAGAAGCUCAGAUGAGUCUGUCAGCAGAAAUCUUCAGGCUCUUCAGUAUCAGACCUACAAAUAUAAUAAUGUUUGGAUUGAACUCAUCCAUAAUGAUUAAAAUGUUUAUGAUUAUAAAUAUGAUUGUCAACUAUAGCCCAUAAAUGUAUCAAAAGAGAUAAAGUCUACAUGUUACUUCAAACAUUUACAUGAUCUCACUUAUAUUUUAUGCACAGAAUAUAUUUAUUAUUCUGUUUAAUACCUCUCUAAUUUUAUUAUUAAUAAAAACUUAUUUGUUAUUGACCAUACUCUUUUCCAGUUAAUAUUUUCAUAUUUAGCAGACCAAAACACUGUUGAACAAGGCAAAUAGUUUGUUUUUAAUAAAAGUAGCUCCUAACUUGUCGAUGUAGGAGAAUCUCUUAAAAAUCAUGGGCGUGUCAAUCCUAAUUUUAGGAAAUUCUAAUUUGAAUAUGGCAACAUUUGCAUUUUAAAACCUUUAUUUAAAUAUGGCAACAUCAUACCUCAUUCUACAAUAUUUCUAUGAUUAAAUCGCUGUCAGAGACUCCUCCAUCAGCCAAUCACUGGGCAGAGUUAGUAAACAUGUUGAUGUCAUUCAUAGCAACAAGGUCAACCCCGCCCUUUCUUUAGCUCAAGACUUCUCUCUGUUCCUAGUAAAAGUUAAAUAUAUUUAACUUUAUUUUUAAAUGCUUUUAUGAUCAAAGCUCUGUAUAGUUUUUAUUGUGGGGGACAAAACAUAUAAUGCUAUGCAAUAGAAUAAUGAGAUAGAGAUAUAUCAUAUCGUAUCAUAUUUGAUGCUCACGUGAUUUUUUUUUUAAAGAUGUAUGGAUAAUCAAGUAAACCUAAGUUUCCUGUUCAUCUUAAAAUAUUUGAUACAAUAGGCUUAGUGUUAAGUUACAGACACAAGAAAUGUGAGACUCAUACUGUAAUGUUUCAUCUUUAUUUAGUAGAAGAAAAACUCCUACAGAAGUGCUGUCAGUGCCACGUCAGUUUGAUCUCCUGAGAAAGCAGUGAUGCCUCACGUCAACAGCCUGAUUUUGAUAGACUUGUUACAGCAAAAUGAAUGUGACAUUGAAU
Messenger RNA from Megalobrama amblycephala (Wuchang bream), 4652 nucleotides. Its product is annotated as NACHT, LRR and PYD domains-containing protein 12-like. Gene Ontology annotation, molecular function: protein binding. Bases 250 to 3531 code for a protein of 1093 amino acids. Lineage: Eukaryota; Metazoa; Chordata; Actinopteri; Cypriniformes; Xenocyprididae. The record is from RefSeq and is a predicted model, not a curated record. The transcript has 15 exons.